Alligator sinensis (Chinese alligator) is the source of this 5958-nucleotide messenger RNA. It is a transcript of the gene AP3D1, whose product is annotated as adaptor related protein complex 3 subunit delta 1. Lineage: Eukaryota; Metazoa; Chordata; Crocodylia; Alligatoridae. The coding region runs from base 1617 to 4556 and encodes 979 amino acids. Gene Ontology annotation, cellular component: terminal bouton; AP-3 adaptor complex; endosome membrane. Gene Ontology annotation, biological process: Golgi to vacuole transport; anterograde synaptic vesicle transport; synaptic vesicle membrane organization. The transcript is spliced from 25 exons. The record is from RefSeq and is a predicted model, not a curated record.
CUGGUUGGUUCCCAUCUUAUCAAUCAUGGCGUUUCCUAGUCUAGUGUCAUUUAAUUGAAUGCAUGUGCAUAAUUGGCUGGGUAAUUGUGCUCAGAGUAGUUAUCAACAGCUCAAUGUCUUGCUGGGAGGAGGUAUCAAGAGAGGCUCCUCAAAGGUCUGUCUUGGGUCCAUACUACUCAAAAUCUUCCUUAAUAAUUUGUAGUCUGGGACUGAAUGUACACUUAUUAAAUUUGUAUGUAGCACCAACUAGGUGGAGUAGGAGGUACUUUAGAGGGCAGGAGGAAAAGUCAAAGUGACCUUGAUUUUAAAUUAGAAAAAUGAAAUAUAUUGGUUGACAUUUCAAUAAGAAAAUGUGCAAAGUACUAGGCUUAGGAGAAAUACACAAAUACGAAGUGUGGAGCAGUUUGGGUUGGCUGCAGUACUGCAGAGAAGGGGCCGGGGCGUAGUUGUCUCGUACUGAAUGAGUUAGCAAUGUAGUAUUGUUGCUUUAAAAAAAACGAGAAGCUAAUCGCAUACUUGCAUAUAAUGCUCCUGUUAAUAUAUCCAAGUCGUUGGAAGUGAUUCUUCCACUCCGUUCAGCACUAGUCAAGCCUCACCCAUGAGAAUUUCCUAACCGUGAGAGUAGUUGAACACUAGAGCAGGGCUAGAAACUCCAUCAUUGAACUUUAUAACUUCAAGUUAGACAAAUAUUUGUCUGGAAUGGUUUAGAUAGGGAUGGUCUUGCUCUGAGCAGGAUUGGACUGGAUGACCUCUUGAAACCCCUUCCAGACUUAUUUUUCCAUGAUUCUGUCCAUCAAGACACUUGCCACACACCACUAACUAUGCAGAAAAAAUAAAAUAAAGUCCUAAUUUUUAUCAUACUGAGUGGCUAGAAACUGUUCCGACUCACUUUCAGUAUCGUUUGUGACUGCUAAUUCAGGAAUUGUUAGCCCAAUACCUUGAUGGAUUGUUCCUCUGCAUUCUGCUCCUGUAUCACUGUCAGUCAUGGUGGGUGCAUCUACACAUGCAGUUGUUAAGCUGCAGGAAACUAAUGACGUCCACAGCAGGGUAGUACUUGCAAAUACAAGUACUAUCCUACUGCAGAGUUAUUUACUGUGCAGCAGUACAUGUGUAGAUGCUGACCUGGGAGUAAAUUGCUCCUAGCCAACCCAGCCCAGCAGGGGGCCACACUUCUGCCUACUGCCCUAGCCCCACAGCUUGGCAGCUGCAUGAGCCUUGUGGCCCAGCCAGCUGCUCCACCUGCCUGACACAUAGCUGCCCACUGCCCAUCCUGACCUCGCCCCCUACCCCCUAUUCCCUUUGUUAGCCCAGGGCUGCCCCCUGGGCCACACUGUCACUGCCAGCCAGAGCCUGGGGCUGACCCCCGUGCCCUCUGGCACUCAGGCAGCUGGAGCCCAGAGCUUCCCCUGGGUGCUGCAGAGAGGCAGAACAGCCCUGAUCUAAGCUGUUCCUCCCUGGCUCAAUUUGCUUCUGUCCCGGGUGCAUGUGUAGACGCUGUGCCUGAGAGCAGUUUAGUGUGCAACGUUUACUCAGUCGCAUUAAUUCCACAUGUAGAUGUGCCCGCUGUGCGACUGGCAAAUCACUUCACUUCUCAGUCUCAUUUUCCUCGUAGAUAAAUGAGGACAUCAGCUUUAAAUGUUUUUGAGAUCCUCAGAACAGCACUUCCUGUGCGGGGUGUUGAACAGACUGAUGUUUUAUGUUGGGAGUUUGGGAAAAUAAGCACCUCAGCCAUGUCUCUUCUGUAUGAAUGUGUGAACACAGUAAUAGCAGUUUUGAUCUCUCUGUCUUCUGGGAUGCCGAAUCACAGUGCCAGCAUCCAGCUCUGCGUUCAGAAGUUGAGAAUACUAAUAGAAGAUUCUGACCAGAACUUGAAGUACCUGGGAUUACUAGCAAUGUCCAAAAUCCUGAAAACCCAUCCUAAGUCGGUUCAGUCUCACAAGGAUCUUAUUCUCCAGUGUUUGGAUGACAAGGAUGAGUCUAUCAGACUCCGAGCUUUAGAUCUCCUCUAUGGCAUGGUAUCAAAGAAGAACUUGAUGGAGAUAGUGAAGAAAUUGAUGAUUCAUGUGGAUAAAGCUGAAGGGACAACAUAUAGGGACGAGUUGCUCACCAAAAUCAUAGAUAUAUGUAGCCAAUCCAAUUAUCAGUACAUCACAAACUUUGAAUGGUACAUAAGCAUCCUGGUAGAAUUGACUCGUUUGGAAGGUACUCGACACGGUCAUCUCAUAGCAGCUCAGAUGCUGGAUGUAGCUAUCAGAGUUAAAGCUAUUCGUAAGUUUGCGGUUUCCCAGAUGGCCAUGCUUCUAGACAAUGCCCAUCUAAUAGCCAGCAACACCCAGAGGAAUGGGAUCUGUGAGGUGCUUUAUGCUGCUGCCUGGAUAUGUGGGGAGUUUUCAGAACACCUUCAGGAACCAAACCAGACCCUGGAAGCAAUGCUGAGGCCUAAAGUUACCACUUUACCAGGUCACAUCCAGGCAGUUUAUGUGCAGAAUAUGGUAAAGCUUUAUGCAUCCAUCCUACAGCAGAAAGAAGAAGCUGGUGAGAAGGAAUCAUCCCAGGAAAUUACCCAGCUGAUGAUUGACCGUUUGCCUCAGUUUGUACAGAGUGCAGAUCUAGAAGUCCAAGAAAGGGCCUCCUGCAUCUUGCAGCUGAUUAAAUAUAUUCAGAAGCUACAAGCAAAAGAGGUACCUGUAGCUGAGGAAGUGAUAGCAUUGUUUGCAGGCGAGCUGAACCCUGUAGCUCCUAAAGCACAGAAAAAAGUCCCGGUUCCAGAAGGCUUGGAUCUUGAUACUUGGAUCAAUGAGCCUCCUUCAGAUAGUGAGUCUGAAGAUGAAAAACCCAAAACAAUCUUCCAUGAUGAAGAACAAAGGCAUUCUAGACAGAGACAGCCAGAGAUGGAUGAAGAGGAGCUUGCCAGGCGCCGAGAAGUCCGGAAGCAAGAACAGGCAAACAAUCCAUUUUACAUUAAAAGCUCUCCAUCUCCACAGAAACGAUAUCAGGACACUCCAGGUGUGGAGCAUAUACCUGUAGUCCAGAUAGACCUUUCUGUUCCCUUGAAAGUUCCAGGAAUGCCUAUGUCUGACCAAUAUGUAAAACUGGAAGAGGAGCGGAGGCAUAAGCAGAGGUUGGAGAAAGACAAAAAGAAGAAAAAGCAGAAAAAAGAGAAGAAAGGUAAACACCACCGCCAUAACUCCCUACACACGGAGAGUGAUGAAGACAUUGCCCCAGCCCAGCAUGUGGACAUCAUCACGGAGGAGAUGCCAGAGAAUGCACUGCCCAGUGAUGAGGAUGACAAAGAUCCCAAUGAUCCAUAUAAGGCCCUUGAUAUAGAUCUGGAUAAACCCUUAGCAGAUAGUGAGAAGCUGCCAGUGCAAAAACACAGAAAUACUGAGAACCUCAAGUCUCCAGACACAGAAGCUCCCUUAGUAGAGAAAAAGAGUAAGAAACCCAAAAAGAAGGAAAAGAAGCACAAAGAGAGAGAGCGAGAAAAAGAAAAGAAGAAAGACAAAGAGAGAAAAGUGGAUGAAGAAGAAAAGAAGGGGGAAGACUUGGAUUUCUGGCUCUCCCCUGCCCCGCCCCCUGUCUCCACUACGCAGACACAGAGUGAGCCGGAGGUGAGCACUGCCAUAGCUGAACCUGAAGACCAUGAAGAACCGAAGAAGGAGGACAGGGAAGAGGAGGAAGACGAUGAAGGAAAGAAAUCUUCCAAGCAUAAGAAGAAAAAGCACAAGAAGGAAAAGGAGGAGAAAUCCAAGGACAAAAAGAAGUCCAAGAAAAAGCAUCAUCACAGUGAGGAGGAGCCAGUGGAGUCAGUACAGAAUGGAACACUAGAUGAUGAACCACUACCGCCUAUGUCCAGUUAUCACCUUCUUGCUGAGAACCCUUACAUUAAAAUGACAUACGAUAUUCAAGGAAAUCUCCAGAACGACAGUCAAGUCACUGUCUCGGUAAUCUUUGAGAACAAGAGUACCAGCUUCGUGAAGAGCAUGGAGUUAAACGUCCUGGACUCUCUCAACGCUAAAAUGAUCCGGCCAGAAGGGUCAUCAGUCCAUGAUGGGAUACCUGUGCCCUUCCAGCUGCCCCCUGGAAUCUCUAAUGAAGCCCAGUUUGUGUUUACUCUUCAGAGCAUUGUUAUGGCUCAGAAGCUAAAAGGAACACUGUCCUUUAUAGUCAAAAAUGAUGAAGGUUCAACCCAUGAAAAACUAGAUUUCAAAUUGCACUUCAGUUGCGCUUCAUACUUGAUCACGACGCCUUGCUAUAGCGAUGCUUUUGCCAAGCUGCUGGAGUCUGGGGAUCUGCACAUGAAUUCUAUAAAAGUAGAUGGAAUUAGCAUUUCUUUCCAACAUCUACUGGCAAAGAUUUGUUUUCACCACCAUUUUUCAGUUGUGGAACGAGUUGAUUCUUGUGCAUCAAUGUACAGUCGUUCUAUUCAAGGUCAUCAUGUUUGCCUACUGGUAAAAAAGGGAGAGAAUUCUGUCUCUGUAGAUGGAAAGUGUAACGAGUCCACCCUGCUUAGCAACUUGUUGGACGAGAUGAAAGAGACGUUGUCGAUGUGCUGAAUAUCCCUCAUAGAUACUGCAACGACAAGAGAUGCACUUAAAACCACAUAAAGACAAACCAGAUCCAAGUGUUAAGUUUCUCCCUCGUACGCAUGUACUAUCCUGGGCACGUGUUUUUCAGUUAACUCCACCAUUGUUUGCAGUUUAGACAUUUUAAGGCUGUCUGUUUACUUUUUUUAUUUCAAAUUUUUUACCAGUUGUGGUGUUAACCCUUUCCAGUCCAGAGAGAUCCCGACACGUUUCACGGGGGGCAUAUUUAUUCAGCGAGUCAUGGUGAUCCAAUAUGCCCUGCCUCCUGUGUGGGAUGGUGGAGUGAAGCAGAGUUUUAUCAACAGUAUCAUCUGGUGAUUGCACUUGUUACCAAGGGAGGUGGCCUUGGCCUGUCAGGGGAACUUGUUCUCAGCUCCACUGUACUAGAGAUGAUGUGCUUCUGGCAGAGGCUGAUGUGUGACAUGGAGGCCUUCCUUUUGAAUCUCAAAUUCAGUUGUUCCAGAAUAUCUACAUUGUUGAUCUCUUAAGAGUUAAUCCAUAUGAGCCUGGUAAGAGUUGGGAUGUUACUGAAUUUCUGCUUGUGACAGCUGCCUUGGGCCUUAAACCUUCAGUUAUUGACAAUUGAAAGGAUAGAGGAUGAACGUACAGAGUAUAUCAAGCACAGGCUGAAAAGCAGUACCGCUCAGUCCUCUCUGCUCUCGUUGGUCCCCACGAUGAGGCCUGUUAAGCCUCUCCCCUUCAAGUGAUCUCUGCUGAUGUGCUUUGUAAAGUCCACUGAGAUUUCACAUUCCUAAAAGGUUAGAAUGUAUCAAAGAAACUGGAAAUCCAAAGGUCUUUUGCUCCUGGUUUUGUUUUUUUUUUAACUGUAUUUAAUUUAAUUCUUUUUUUUUUUUUUUUUUUAGUAAUUUGGUUCUCCAGAUGAGGUUGACCACUACCAGCUUGGAGAAGUGUGCCCCUGAAAUACUUCCUAUUCUGAAACAUUUGCCUUACCCCUGCUCUUGUGGUGAGGUUUGUCAUCCCAGAAGCAUUCUGGUGGGCCUGCCUUCCUGAUGGUGGAUUCAGCCUUAGACAGGUGCUGGCAGCAUAAUUGGGCCAUCCCAUCAAAACAGCACCUGCCCAGUUGGGAGAGGGAAGACCAGGGCUGGCCAGUGACAAGUUGACUCUGCUCUGUGGUUUUUGUUAACUAAUAUCUGGAAUCAUUGAUUGGAAAGGGACAGCCUUCAGUCUGUGUAAAACAGAUGAGCAAAAUAGACAUAAGUGGCAUUUUUCCCCACAAUAUCUGCCUCUCCUAAAGUUUUCUUUAAAAUUUGUGUUGCUCUAUACCCAAUAAGAUAGCAACCUGUUAGGUGACUAUUGCUUGGAGUUGUGGGGUGAGAAUUGCCAGUGGCUCAAAAAAGGAGGGGAGAGAAUU